Molecule: messenger RNA, 661 nt
Organism: Epinephelus lanceolatus (giant grouper)
Lineage: Eukaryota; Metazoa; Chordata; Actinopteri; Perciformes; Serranidae
Source: RefSeq, a predicted model, not a curated record
GACUGAGUCAUAGAUAAACAUUGGCACGUUCUGCCACAUGAACGUGACUCUGUGCUUCAGGUGUGUGUAUAUAAAGAGCAGGGAUCCCCUCAUCAUCACUGCAUCAUUCAGCUGAUACCUGAAUAACAUCACCUCACAUUUACCUGACAGAACAGUUGAUCAGUUGAUCAUCACCAUGAAGACUGUCCUGGUCCUCUCCAUUCUCCUCUGUGCUGCAUUUGCAGCUCCACAACCAGAGGGAGAGAAGACAAACGAAGAGAAGGCUCCAGAGAUGGACAAGAUGAUGAAGGAUGAGGAAGAAUUUGUGCCAGAAGAAUUUGUCUCUGUUCCCAGAAACGCACCUUUGUCUGAGGAGGCAGCAGCACCUGAAUCUCGUUUCAACUUCUGUCCAGACGGCUGGUUACAGCAUGGCUCUCGCUGCUUCCGGCUCAUCUCUACUCCCAUGAGCUGGUACAGGGCUGAGGAGCACUGCAACAUCCUGGGUGCCCACCUGGCCUCGGCCACCAACCCCAGAGAGUACAGCUUCCUCCAGCAGAUCGCAGGGAUAGGCAGUUCGAAUGCUGCAUGGCUGGGAGGCUUCAACCUGCAGGUAUGGAUUUAUGCAGAAACACCAGUCAGUCAGUCCAGAUCAAGCCCAGGACCUGGUCCAAAGGGGGUCUAG